This is a messenger RNA of Amoebophrya sp. A120, 3326 nucleotides long. The record is from the annotation of a GenBank genome assembly. Lineage: Eukaryota; Dinophyceae; Syndiniales; Amoebophryaceae.
GUUCGCCUUCCUGCUUCGCAACCUUUCAUCAUGCCUGGAAGGAAAGGAUCUCACAAUUGUUUCUUUCUUCAGGACGGCGCCACACCAUGAUAUGAAGAAACUUUAGAAACUGAUCGCUAUCCGGAUGUGUACUCCGAGUUGAGUAGUUAUUACUCUCGUUAUUUCCGGCGAGCAAAAGCCACGAUUACGUUUUGCGUACCCAUAAUUCGUUUCAAGUCCAUUUUUCAAGUUUUACGCAUUUGAUUUCGCAAUAUUGAUUGAUACUCAAGAAGAAUGGCCGUCGACAUCCUCGUUUGCCAAGCGGGUUCCUGCCGCAAGGCCGGGUCCGAAGCCACGCUGAUCGAGAUCGAAGAGCUUGUCAGUGGUUCUGACGCGAAAAACACCUGCGCCGUCCAUCAAUCCGGGUGUCUGGGGCUCUGCAGCCAGGCGCCGGGCGUCGUGGUGGUGAAGAACCGGAGAAACGAAACCCCCUUUACGAGACUCUCCACCUCCGACGCCAUUGCAAGGAUGAUCGAAUUUGCCGCCGGGAUUGCGGCGAGCGUUUUACUCCAGUCCUGCUUCCUGGACGAAAACGCGAAGAGGAGGCUAGAGGACAUCAGACUGAGCCGCAGCCGGCAGUACGCGGCGUCGGUUUUCAAGUGGAACACGGCGCUCAAGGGGUUGUCCGCGCAAGUAAAGCUGACCGGGGAGGUGGAACAAAUCGACUCCUUCGACGCGAAGAAAUUUGUGGAACUCGCAAUCGCACAGGCAAAUUUACUCGAGAUGGCCGGCUUUUGGAAGGACGGCUGCAAGGUGCUGCAGAACGCGGAAAAGCGUUUUUUUUCCCUCGGGAAAGGAGCAAAUCAGCAGCUGCAGCAGAGUUUAAUGCAAACAGGCGGCGCCUCUUCAGGUCUAGCUCUCGGGGCAAAUAACGCAAGGCAGGCGAUGAGCAACAAGGCUUUUUUGCAGGAGCAAUUGGAAAAUUUAACCAGGAAGAAGAUCUCCUUGCUUUCCAAACACGCGGACGAACAAGCGGUGGGGGCUAUUGAGAAGAAGCUGGAGCAAUUGAUGGAUAGUUCGACUGAGGUCAGUUCGGCGAUGAAUCCGAACGAAAAAAUGAUGAUGCCGGUGAUGAAUUUGAAGCGGCUGCUACUCUUCAUCGACACAUGUAAAGCGAAAAUGCUGGCGGAAGCGACGAACGUCGGCGGGGGUGGGGAGAAAGAGAAGUGGAAAACAUUCGACGGCACGACGACAACGCAGCAAAUGCUGACGGAUUUGGCGAAGGCGAAAAGAGCAGGCGAAAACGACGCGAGUGCUGCAACAUCUCCAGAUUCUGAUGUCGGCGCAGCAUCACAAGAUCCAAGCAACGCAAUUCCAGCAACCGCAUCGGCAUCUUCGUCUUCCUCCGCUGUAAAUAAAACUUCGGAGCGAAACAGGAAUUUUGUCUUCCCAGAAGCCAUUGACAACUACACCAAGUGGACGUUGGAGAAAGUGACCCCGGUUUCUUAUCAUUCCGCUGUCUUCCACUUUUCCUCGCAAGACAAAAAACGCGCCACACCACACCCCCGCGGCCGCGGGAAGAUGCCGAUUCCCAAAACGUGGCACACAACAUUGCUUGCGCCGCGGAAUCUGGACUUGGUUUUACAAUCGAAGUCACAAGACGAAAUCGAAGACGAAGGGCCACUACCCUGGGUCGAGCGUGACUACACACCCAUCAGCAGUGCCAAGGAGUGGGAGCUGGGGACUUGUGACAUUCUGAUCAAAAUUUACCCCGAUGGCCAGGCGACAAGCUGGCUACAUACGAUCUCGAAGAGGCUGCAUAGUACUUCUGAUCAGGUUGAUGAACCAAGUGGACGAGGUGGAGAGGACGAAUUUAGGUCGAGUAGUCGGGUCGUGGCGGGGACGGAAGUGGUAGUUGAUGAGAAUGAUUACCAUGCGGACAUCAACCAAAGUGCAGUUGCGCCCAGCUCAGCAGGGGGCUCAGGCGACGUCGUGAUGAACAGCCAAGAACAAGCCAAAACUACAACCCCCAGCAAAGAUGUCGAGAUCAGCAGCAACAAGAUUCAAAUCUACCUUUCCCAGCCGGUUAUCACCCUUACCCUCCCUCACCUUAUCCCGGAAGACGCGCAGAUGCCGAAACAGAUCCAGAAGUCCAUCCUCCUCGUCCUCGGCGGAACCGGCGUCGUUGCGCUCCCCCAGGUCUUGGCGCACCGCGAUCCGUAUAGCAAGUUGAACAUCGCGACGAGAAAGACGGACCAGUUGAAGAUCGCAAUCGAUUUGGUCCUCUCCUGUCGGAAGGACGAUAUUUUGAUGCUCUAUCAAAAUGAAAAAUCCCCCCUCCCCAUAUCAAAACGGAAAUUUGUGAUGCUGAUUUGUGGCCACAAAUCAGCUUUGUAUUGCAGAGAGGCAUGGCGGCCAGAUCCCCAGGCUAGGUAGGGGCGUAUGGGUCUAGUUGUUCAGCAUGGCAAACGGUUCCCCUUUAUGCCCAACAGCAUGACAAACAGCUUCCGUAAUGUGGCGGAAACUUCUGCCCUUGUCUUCUUGCAAGACAGAGGUGAUUUGUGACCUCAAAUCCGCAACACAAAUUUUUGGAAGCAUAUCUUUGCAAUAUGGGGAGGGGGGAUUUUUCCUUUUGAUAUGCUUCCCGAAAUCCUUCAAUGGUGCAAGGAGGGGUCCGGAGCAGGCCCCGCCGGAGCGGAGGAGGAGAGCGAAUACCAAAAGAAACGACGCCUCGCAAACGGACCGCAGGGCUUGAGGAAUUGCGUCUUGCACUUGACAGGGGAAACGAGUAGUGUUGCAUCAGACUACGAGGAGAACAAUGGAGAUGUAACUGGCGCAAGAACUAUGCCGUUUUCGUCCCGGGGGUUCGACGAAAUGAAGCAACACGACCAGCUGGCUGAGUUCGAAGGUCUGCCGAAUUGCGAACUGGUCAGGAACAGGAUAUCUGUGGAGUCGUUGAAAAAAGCGGUUUCGAGAAUGGUGAAGGAUUGUCGAGUAAUCGUCUCCGGCCCAUCCGGGUUCAACGCUGUGGUACGGACGAUGCUGAAGGAAAACAACGUCACAGACGACAUGAUAACAAUUUUGACGGCCUGAUUCUAUUUUUUACGAGUGGUUUCAUCUUCUAGGAUGUUUAUUUCGAGCGGUACUUUCUUCAUUUACCGUUCGGCUUUACUUUCUACGAUAACAGUUCUUGCUGUCUUUAGUACACGCUCUCCUAGUAUGAGUUUUAGUUGCGUGAAUCAAAACAUUAUCCAGUGGUUUCGAUUUUGCGUUUGCGAAAUCAAGAUUUUUUGCUUUGUACAGACGACAGCAAGCGACAAAGAGUUUUCCCGACACAUCGACAGGAU